This is a messenger RNA of Dracunculus medinensis (Guinea worm), 246 nucleotides long. The record is from the annotation of a GenBank genome assembly. Lineage: Eukaryota; Metazoa; Nematoda; Chromadorea; Rhabditida; Dracunculidae.
AUGGGAAUCGAAGUUCCUGAACGGUAUCUAUCAGAUUUAGCAUAUCGAUAUGAUAGUGAUGGCAUAGAUGAUGAUGAUGAUAUGGAUGAUGAUGAUGGAUUUGAAAGUUGCUGUCAAUUUAAUACGAACGAAAACCAAAGGGAAUGGUUUGUCUCACAAGCUGUUAGUGUGAAAUUGAAUAUAGGUUGCCUUGUUGUUGUUCUCCUGUCUUUAUAUUUGAGCAAUGGUUGUGAUUUCAUAUUUUGA